Molecule: messenger RNA, 579 nt
Organism: Melampsora larici-populina 98AG31
Lineage: Eukaryota; Fungi; Basidiomycota; Pucciniomycetes; Pucciniales; Melampsoraceae
Exons: 2
Coding region: 1-579 (192 amino acids)
Source: RefSeq, a predicted model, not a curated record
AUGGAUCAAGUGGUUAAAAAGCCCAAGCACAAGUCUCCAAGCACUAUUCGAUGUCGGAAAGCGCACACCAUCCGAAAGAAGCUUGAGCGCAAGAAAAUCGAGAAUCGACCUCCUCCCAAUGCUCGUAAAGCCAGACUGGCAGCUUUAACAGAGCUUUAUGGACUUCCUCCCGAAACGAAGUUCCUAUUCUUCAAAAAAGGACAACCUGACCCUUUUCGGAUUCACUUUGGCACUGUCGUUUGCCUAGACGAAGACACCAGCGAGCUUCUAUUGGUUGCACGAUUUGUGGAGCGUACUGUUUCCAACCGUCCUCUAUUCGAAAACUACAACCAUGCGAUAUCAACUGUCUAUCAACAUGCUAGGGCUCGUGGGUUGUGCAAGUCUAAUGGUGCUGCUAACAAGGUUGCAGAACAUCUGCGCAAGUAUGGCAAGAUGUAUGCGGCUGGUUUUCGACCAGGUUAUGACCACCUUGCAAAAGCAGGCAAGUUGAUAAUCUCAUCAAAUCGGUCCUUACGCUCUCAAUGCAACCACCAGCGGCCAGCUCUGGCGUAUGCAAGAGGACCUGGAGCGGCAAGGUAA